GGGAAUGCAGCGGGUUAUAUGGGUAGGAAAGAGUCCCCAGUGCUCCUCAGGCUGUGGGAGCUGCGCCUAUUGGCGCCAAUAGCGCUAGAUUUCCAUUGCACCCAGUCAGCUGAUACUGACACACAUCAGCCAGCCGUGCUAUGAAAACACCAGUGUAAAAUUAGACUGAUUGCAAGCUCUGUGGUCAAGUACAGCCCAUUCUUUCUAUUCCCCUUUGUGCAGCCUUUCCUGCUUCUCGGAGUAUCCAGUACAUGGCUGCCAGCUGUCUCUGAUACACAGUCUAGGCUUUCUAUUCCAUUAAAUGUUUGUAUAAAGCAUAAUGAUAAUAACCAAUAAUAAUGGGCCAUUGUAUAAUGGUAUGGCUUUGUUAAAGUGACCAACUGCACAGGGGUAUUUCAGCUGAAUCUUUGCAUCACAGUUACUUUCCAAAAACAAAACUUGGCUGAUAAUGCCUUUUGGUUUUGGUAUAUGUAUGGGGUUCCCCUGAAUAAAGCAGGGCUGCAUGUCUCUAGUUAGCUGAUAAAGCUUCCUGAUCUGAUUUGACUGGAUUAUUGACAUUUAAUAUUCCAUAUGUGUGGCAAGUUGCCCUCUAUACCUGAUAUAUAUCCCCCCAAAUGGUGCAUGCUAUGACUAAGGUUUGGCAAGACAAAAAGCCCAGAUUGCUUUCCAGGAUCUGCUAUGGGAGCAGCAAUUGCCACUUAUGGGUGCUGCCUGAAACUUGUCUCCUAUGGAAAUGCUGAGCUUAUUAUCUGUGUUGCUAUUGGGAAACCAGUGCUCCAACCAGAAAUAAAUGAGCAAUGGGUGGCAUAACAUAUACUACCCUAGGGGCAUCCAUUGGGCUGCUGUACAAGUGAAAUGGAACAGCAACCCUAUAAUGUGAAACAGGUGUGCCCAGAAUUUGUACUGCCUUUAGUUGACUUUAGGCUGGGUCUUUUCAAACCAGACCUGUUUUAUUAAAUUAAUAAUGAGCUUGAAUUGUAUUCCUUAUACUUUUCGCAUCCAACCCAACAUUGGUUUAUAUGUUUAAUCCACUUACUCCAGUUACACGCUCCCAAGAUGUCGGAGUGUGACUCAAGUCUUCCUGAAGAACAUACCCCUGAGAAUGAACAGAUGCCUACAAAUUCAGAGGAGAUUCCUGUCAUGUAUUAUGAAGAUGAAGACCUAUUGGAAGAUGAAGGCCAGUCCUCAGUAGACAAGGCAAAGCUAUCAAUGAUGGAUAAUGAAUGCACUGAAGAUUUUGUCUCAAUAAAUGAGAAAGGAGAAACUUACAGUUCCCACCGCUCCCUGCGAUUGACAGUGGAAGAAGAAAAUGUCGAACCUGACGCACACGAAGAGACGGUACCUGGAAAGUACAUUUACAACCUAGAAGAACCCGCAGAGGUACCAUUUGGUAGAAUGGAUGCUGGGAGCUUCAGCAUUUACAACUCCAUAGAUCCCAAAACAGGGCAGGUCAUGGAGGUGACCACCUACUUAUGUAUCGAGUGCGGAAAAAGUUUUAACGACGGGACAGUUUUUUUCAAGCAUCAGAAAUCUCACACGGUGGAGAAGCCGCACACGUGUAGUGUAUGUGGAAAGACAUUUUCCUACAACUCACAUCUCGUUAUACACCAGAGGAUCCAUGCAGGGGAAAGACCCUUUUCAUGUUCCUAUUGUGGUAAAGGUUUCACUGAUCGGCCAUCUCUUGUAAAACAUGAACGUAUCCACACAGGAGAAAAGCCGUUUGCAUGUACUGUGUGCGGCAAAUGCUUCACAGAUAGGUCUAAUCUGGUAAAGCAUCACAGGAUCCACACCCGGGAAAAGUCCUUCACGUGUAUAGAAUGUGGCAAAAGUUUCACUGACCGGUCAAACCUUGUCAAACACCAGAGAAUACACACAGGAGAGAAGUCUUUUGAAUGCACAGAAUGUGGGAAAAGGUUCACAGAAAACUCAACCCUUGUGGUCCAUAGGAGAAGCCACACUGGGGAGAAACCAUAUGCAUGCAAAGAGUGUGGGAAAACAUAUUCAUGUAAUUCACAUCUUAUUGUACACCAGAGAACUCACACCGGGGAACGGCCCUUUGUCUGCCGGGAAUGCGGCAAGAGUUUUACAGACAGUUCGACACUCGUCAUACACCAGCGAGUGCACACAGGAGAGAAACCAUUUGUAUGCAUGACAUGCGGAAAUAGAUACACAAAGAAGUCAGCUAUGGUUAAACACCAGAGAACCCAUACAGGCGAAAAGCCAUUUGGUUGCUCUCAGUGCGGGAAAAGUUUCAUCGAUAGCUCAUCGCUUGUUAAACAUCAGAGGACACAUACAGGGGAGAAACCAUUCUCCUGUAUACUUUGCGGUAGGAACUUUGCUGCCAGGUCUACUCUUGUUAAGCAUCAGCGGACCCACACUGGGGAAAAACCAUACACGUGUACCGACUGCGGAAAAUCUUUCUCUUGCAACUCACACCUAGUUGUUCACCAGCGAUUCCAUACCGGUGAGAAACCAUUUCCAUGCACCGAAUGCGGUAAAAGCUUUACGGAUAGUUCAACCUUGGUCAAGCACCAGAGAAUACAUACAGGGGAGAGACCUUUUGUAUGCAACUACUGUGGAAAAAGCUUUAUCGACAACUCAACACUCAUCAAACACCAAAGAAUUCAUACAGGCGAGAGGCCAUAUUCAUGUAAGGUUUGUGGGAAAUGCUUCACCGAUAGUUCAACGCUGGUUAAACACCAGAGGAUCCAUACGGGGGAGAAACCAUAUACAUGUAAUGACUGUGGCCGGAGUUUUACCGAUUGCUCAACACUUAUCAAACACCAGAAAAUUCAUAGGAGAGGAGAUUCGUUAGUCAAUAACAUCACUGAGAAAGCUGGCUGUGGAAAUUUAGAAGUGGUCACUAAUACAGAGUCAUAAAACUGGCAAAUGACAAAAUGUGAGGAUGAGGUGCAAAGUAAGUGCCGAGUGCAAGUGUUGGGAAGCAGAGCUCUUGACGUUUGGUAGAACUGGGUAGACUUGUCCACAUUUAACAAGUGUUCCAACACCCACCAGACCUACGGAGGCCAAGGGAAGGGGAAUGUUCAUGGAGACAACUCUACUGAUAAGCCUUCAUUCUUCUCCAUACAUAUGGUUGGCCCAGACACAUAAACAUUCAUAGUAUUUUUAUAUUUUCAAGGGAAACUUUCCCUUGCUCAAGUAUUAUCAAGACUUUGUUGUACUGGAAUAAAUCCACCUUUAACAGGAUGGAAAAUUGCACUUUGGUGACAGUGUUCAAAACCCAAAAUGUUAAAUAAUUUAUAAAAAAAAGAUUGUGAGAGUGUAUUUAUGGACAGCCUUGCAGCUUCAGUAUGUACGAAUGUAUUCUUCUGGACACUUUGUCUGUGCAUUUGGUUGUUUGUGUGUACCGAGCAGAUCAUAUAAGAGCGAUAGGACUACAAACAGGGUGCAUUAGAAGCCAAAACUCCAAGGAGACAAUAGAAUAGGGUGAAGUAAGGCAAGAGGGAAGAUGAGACAGUAAUAUAUUGAAGCAGAGAGGUUACAUAGGUUUUAUUACAAAGUCUUGGAAACAGAUGUUGCUAGAUAAUACUAAGAGGUAAAGGAAAAUGUUUAGAGGAAUUUCAUAGAAAAGCCAAAGAACAAGUGUUCUCAUAGUGAGUAAAGCACUGUAUUCCUUUCUUUAAGGUUGUGCUAUUUUCUGCAGUGUUUAAUAUCAGGGGGCUAAGUUACUAGCAUAGAUGAUUCAUAAUAAUCGGUCAGUAAGUUGUUUUGACUGGUCUGCUAGAACUUGAAAGAAAAGAACUGAUUGGUUGCCAUUGAUGCCUAACCCAAAGCAAUUAGCACACAUAACAGGUCUCUGUUCUGUUGUUUAACAAGUACUGUGGUUUUCUUUUCUGUGCCUCAACGAACAUUUCUGAGCACUCCCCUCCUUAAUUUAGUUAUUUUAUGUUGGUGUGAUUUUGUAUCUGCUUAAGGCUACUGCUACAUGGGGCUCAUUCAUGCUUUGUUUAUAAACGCAGGCUGAAAAUCAGCCAGUUCUGUCUGUAUCUGCACUCGCAGGCACUGUGUCGGCCUGGAUUUCUGUGUGAAUAUGGAUACUUAUGUCCCAAAAUCCACUCCGUGGGUCUACACCCAGCCCAACGUAUUGCCUGUGAGUGCAGACACAGGCAAGCGGAUUGGUAGAUUCUAUGCCUACUUUCAUACGCAGGCUGAGAAUCAGCCCCAUGUGGCACUGGGCUUAGAGUUUGAGCAUCAAAAUGUGAGUUGAAUUUUAAAGUUGCAAGUUUGAACUGGUGUGAUGCUGUUUCUUAAAGACCUAGGCUUUCUUUUGCUUCACUGCUUUCAUUACUGUAGAGAAGAGAAGCAGAAAGCAUUAGGCAAUAUGGAUGAAUUUUGCUUGCUAUUUAAACUAAGCUGUUGUUGUGGAAUUGGUGUAUUCAUUGACUGCCACAGGGCAGAGCGCAGAAGAGAGAGAGACUGGACAAAAUUGCAUGUUCCAUACAACCAAUGAGAUGGGCCUGCUAAGGAUGUCAGCAGUUAUGUCCAGGAUGCCUGUUAAACCCCUUUCCAGGCCAAGUUAAAAACAAAUCCACUUGAAUUUUAAUAAAAUUUCAUGAAAA
Messenger RNA from Xenopus tropicalis (tropical clawed frog), 4580 nucleotides. Its product is annotated as oocyte zinc finger protein XlCOF6-like. The transcript has 3 exons. The record is from RefSeq and is a predicted model, not a curated record. Gene Ontology annotation, cellular component: nucleus. Bases 1057 to 2880 code for a protein of 607 amino acids. Gene Ontology annotation, biological process: regulation of DNA-templated transcription. NCBI's taxonomy places the organism in Eukaryota, Metazoa, Chordata, Amphibia, Anura, Pipidae.